UGCCUCCCUUAUUUAUUAGCGUUCCCCCGCGGACAAUCGAACAUCUCUCUCCAUCUCCCUCUCUCUCCACAAUGGAAGGAAAAGCAAAAACCACUAUCUUUUCCUUCUUCAUUCUGUUUUUCUUCUCGAGCGGUUACGCAAAACCGCUCCAGUUCCAAACCCUGGUUUUAGGGACUCUUCCCAAACCGCCCACCCACAAGCCCGAUCUCUGCUGGAGCGAAUCUGAAACUUCAUCCCUCUCCGAAACCGCUGAAACCAAUCCUCAGACCAUUCUCACUGCACGAUUAGAACACAGGGAUGCUUUGGCCUUCAAUGUCACUCCAGAAGCACUCUUCCAUCUCAGGUUGGAGAGAGAUGCCGCCAGAGUUGAGUCCCUGUCCACCAUGGCAGCUGGUGCGCCGCCCGUUACUAGUAGAAACGCCACUCGGUCGCGCGGGAACGGCUUCAGUAGUUCGGUCAUCUCCGGCCUCUCUCAGGGUAGCGGAGAGUAUUUUACACGGAUAGGUGUUGGUACGCCCCCUAGGUACGUCUACAUGGUUCUCGAUACUGGUAGCGACAUCGUUUGGAUCCAAUGUGCGCCUUGCCGGAAAUGUUACACGCAGGCCGAUCCUAUGUUCGAUCCAAAAAAAUCUCGUUCGUUUGCUGGUGUUUCCUGCGGUUCACCUCUCUGUCGGAGACUAGAUGUGUCGGGAUGUAGUCAGCAGCGGCUAUGCCUCUAUCAGGUAUCAUAUGGUGACGGAUCGUUCACCGUGGGAGAAUUCUCUACGGAGACGCUCACGUUCCGGGGGACCAAGGUUGGAAAUGUGGCGCUUGGGUGCGGCCACGAUAACGAAGGAUUGUUCGUAGGCGCGGCCGGGUUGCUGGGUCUCGGCAGGGGGAAAUUGUCCUUCCCGUCCCAGGCGGGCCGCCGCUUUGGGAGGAAAUUCUCAUAUUGCCUCGUCGAUCGACAGGCGGCGGCAGUGAAGCCGUCGUCGGUGGUGUUCGGGGAGUCGGCCGUGCCUAGGUCGGCCGUGUUCACGCCGAUGCUUACAAACCCUAGACUGGACACUUUCUACUACGUCGAACUCAUAGGUAUCAGUGUGGGGGGUGUGCGAGUCCCUGGGAUUACAGCCUCUCUGUUCAAGAUGGACUCGGCUGGGAACGGCGGAGUGAUAAUCGACUCGGGAACGUCAGUGACUCGGUUGACUCGUCCGGCUUAUGUAGCUCUACGCGACGCGUUCCGUGCCGGGGCGAUACAGUUGAAGCGGGCGGAGGGGUUUUCGUUGUUCGACACGUGUUAUGAUUUGUCGGGGAAGACAGUGGUGAAGGUACCGACGGUGGUGAUGCAUUUCAGGGGUGGGGCGGACUUGUCAUUGCCGGCGGCGAACUAUCUGAUACCGGUUGAUAGUAACGGGAUUUUCUGCUUCGCAUUUGCCGGGACGACGAGUGGGUUGUCUAUAGUGGGGAAUAUACAGCAACAAGGGUUUCGUGUUGUGUUCGAUGGAGCGAGUUCGCGUAUCGGGUUUGCUGCGCACGGGUGCGCGUGACGGAAAGACUCUCGAGUCUGAGCGUCAGGGCGUGUCAGUCGUCUUUUGGGUUUUCUUUUCUUUUCUUUUUUCUUUUGGGGAAAGAAAACUGAAUUUCCAAUUUUCAUCCUGUCGUAUAAUGUUGUUGUAUUAUGUGGUACGUAAUUAUUACUGAAACACGAGGGUAGUCUUAUUAGUGAUUAGUAGUGGAACAAGUUACCGUUACUUUGACCUUUUGGGUGAAAUCAAAUGCUGUAUUGUAAAAACCAGAUAAUUGACUUGUUAUUAGUUGAGUUGAGUUGAGAAUA
This is a messenger RNA of Nelumbo nucifera (sacred lotus), 1813 nucleotides long. RefSeq names its product aspartyl protease family protein 2-like. The record is from RefSeq and is a predicted model, not a curated record. NCBI's taxonomy places the organism in Eukaryota, Viridiplantae, Streptophyta, Magnoliopsida, Proteales, Nelumbonaceae. Gene Ontology annotation, molecular function: aspartic-type endopeptidase activity. Gene Ontology annotation, biological process: proteolysis.